This is a messenger RNA of Sorghum bicolor (sorghum), 561 nucleotides long. RefSeq names its product translation initiation factor IF-2-like. The record is from RefSeq and is a predicted model, not a curated record. Lineage: Eukaryota; Viridiplantae; Streptophyta; Magnoliopsida; Poales; Poaceae. The coding region runs from base 1 to 561 and encodes 186 amino acids. The transcript is spliced from 2 exons.
AUGACGGCCCGCGGCCCCGCCGUCCGCCUGGGACCAGCGAGGGCUAGCGACAAGAGACAAACGGUAACAGGCAAUGCUGUCCCUCUCAACGUUCUCCACUCUCCGUCGCCCGCCGCGAGCACGGCCGCAGCUCACUCGGCCACCGCUGCCUGCCCCGGUGCUGCGCCGCCCACCGCGCCCGCCGGAACUGCACCAGUCCGCUCGCUCGCCCGUCCUCGCAGCGCGCUGCCCGACCAUCGCCCGCCACCCGUCGCCCGGCGCGCCUCCCACCGCGAGUGCGCCUCCCGCCGUGAGCUCGGCCGCAGCUCACCCGGCCACCGCUCGCCGCUCGGUGCGCCGGCGGCCACGAGCGCCACGUCCGACGCGCAUGCGGCUCCGUCGCCUGCCACGAGCGCGGCCGCAGCUCACCCGAACGCCGCUACCCGCCCCAGUGCUGCGCCGCCCGCCGCGCACGUCGGAGCUGUGUCAGUCCGCUCGUCCGCCCGUCCUCGCAGCGCGCUGCCCGACCAUCGCCUGCCACGCGCCGCUCGGUGCGCCUCCCACCACGAGCGCGACACCUGA